GCGUUAAACGCUUGCUAUUGAGAAGUGUUUUUCACUUGAAGUCCAGUUUAUCUUGGAAAAGAUUCACAAUCCGAUAUUUUAAUUAUGGCAAUGUGGAUAAAAUUCAUCAAGAAUCCAUUUGUUUUGUAAAGUCUAAAGAGAUAGCAUGAUAUUAAUAACAAACUGCAUAUUGAUAAAAUAUAUCUAGUGUAACGAGGUUUAGCAUCAUUACACCACUUGUGUGCUGUUAGAUUGAGCUUUGAAACCAAUUAUGGGGCACGCUCACCAAAAUUCACUCCUUGGACUUAUCCUACUGAAUCUGGUUGCUACAUGUGCUUCUGAUUGUACAACAGACUUUCGCGACGAAAAUCUGAACGCCGAAAACGGUGGUUUCAAAUCAACUAAUUUGAAGGUCUGCGACGUACCCACGUUUCUGAACGUCAACUGUACAUUGGAAGAGAACCUUAAGUCACACUUACAGACUGUUAUCAACAGGACUUUCGAAGACUUAUGGGAUAGGUGCAGCCUCGAUAGGCUGAGACUCUUUCUCACGAAACCACCUGCAAAUGUUUCCAUAACAAUAUUGACUAAUUCAAUGCUCAGAUUGGAUCAGGGAAUAAAUAUUUUAAUCUGUGACAUAUUUUUACAGAAAAUUGGCUUCAAAUUUAUUGAAGAUGGAGCAUUUGACUCCCUAGAGAGGUUAGAGUUUGUACAUUUACAAGGCAAUUACCUGCAAACGAUUAAAAACGAAACAUUUAGGAAAUUAGUUUAUUUGAGAAAAUUAGAUCUCUCAAAAAAUGUAAUUUUUAAGUUACAUGAAGGAUGGUCUGACAAUUUGCAAAGAUUACGAAUUCUUAAUUUGUCAUAUAACCAUCUAUCUCACCUAUCACUAUCACACUUCAAAUCACUGAAAAAUCUACGUGAGCUCGAUAUUAGUGGGAAUCAUUUGUGGAGGAUAGACGUAUCAACUUUCAAAGACCUGAAAAAUCUCAUUAUUCUUGAUCUUUCUGGCAACAGCCUUGACAGCUUUUAUUUUGGAACUUUCGACAAUUUGCGAACGUUAACAACACUCAAUAUUUCUAAUAAUAAAUUUGAAAUGUUGCCUUUGUAUACAUUCCACGCUACAGACAACCUUGAAAACUUAAAUUUUAGUAAUAACCGAAUAAGUGAUUUGGAUUUGAACGCAUUAGAACGACUGCAGUUUAAAAGAGUAGACUUUCGAGGAAAUCAACUUUCAUGCGAUUUUUUGUUAGAUUUGAUUGAACAUUUAGAGAAGAAACAUAUUCACUUCAUAAAAGAAAAUAUCACUGAAGAUGAUAAUGUGUACGGAUUUGGAUGUAUUAAUUCAUAUCAGACAACUGAAGAUGAUGAUUAUGUAACAUACCUCACACGUCAGAUGAGUCGAUUGUCGAGGAGAGUGGAAACUCUAUCUAAAAAAUUGGAUGAAGUUUUGCAUCUGCAGGAGAAACAAAAUACUGGGCACAAUUGAUCACACGCAUUUCUUAACUCACUUCAUAGUCAGGAAUAUGUAGAAUUGAAGACCAUCAUCACAAUGGCAAAUGUUUGAGAUGGAAAACGAUAUUGCCGCUUCACGUAUCAAAUUCCAAGCUAACGGAUUAACUGACUUAUGGUGUUAGAUGAUAAUAAUUAUUUUUUUGUAAAUAGAAACCUGUAUAUAUGUAAGCGGUAUUUUGCAUCUCGUUAGUAUGCAUUAUAGUUUAUGUCGGCUUAUGUGCUAUCGUAAGUUCACGUAAUGUCAAGGUGUGUUUCCCUCUUUUUUAACGCAAAAUAUCUCCCAAUGUGAAAUUCUAAACUUUUUCAGACUAUACUCAAUAAAAGUACCUGCCUCUUAGCAAAUACAACAUCUUCCCCUACUCCCCAUCAUUCCCAUUUUGAAAGAGAAGACGGAAAAUGUACAUUUAUUCCAUUCGUUCUACUCUCUCAACUUUAUUGGUAUUCCUGCCAUAUAAAAAACCUUUCAUCCCAUUUACAUAUAGGCAAUUUUUGUUGUUGGGUAGAGUAAUUCAAUAUAAUACGUUGAGCUAUAUUUUGCUUUCACAGAAAAUAUUUACCGGUAUUCUAUAUGAGCCUUCUAUUUAUCCAUUUUGUUUUAGUUGGUAAAGCCCUUUUCAUAAUUUUGUUGUGUAUUUUCCACAGAUAGGUAUUACAAAAUGAGCGACAUACAAUGAAAUGCGAAUAGAGAGUAAUACUUGAUUUAUUAAAAGCUUCGCUUUAAUUAGAUUUGACCGAUUAUCUCCUGUUUAUUGUACCUGUAAGGUUAAUGCAGUUUAAGAAUCACAGCUGAAAAAUAUACCAAGCCUUUCGCGAAUCCGUUCGUCUAUAGACCAGAGGAAAGGUGUUUUAUGUACUUUCUUAAGCGGAAGGCGAUCAUGCCAUGAUUAAAAUUAUUACAAGGUCGAUAUAAAGGUCCAACUUCGAGACAAGGUCAUUGAAAUAUAAUAAGUCUUUCAAUGUCACACCCAAAAUAUGACCUUUGUUCGACAUAAGCGUAGCAUAAUCUAGCAUAUUUUUUCUGUUGUGGAAAUAACUUUGACUAUUAAAUAAUUCAAUACC
Molecule: messenger RNA, 2553 nt
Organism: Acanthoscelides obtectus
Lineage: Eukaryota; Metazoa; Arthropoda; Insecta; Coleoptera; Chrysomelidae
Source: the annotation of a GenBank genome assembly